This is a messenger RNA of Meloidogyne enterolobii, 964 nucleotides long. NCBI's taxonomy places the organism in Eukaryota, Metazoa, Nematoda, Chromadorea, Rhabditida, Meloidogynidae. The record is from the annotation of a GenBank genome assembly.
GGGUCAAGUUAUCGAGGGAUUUUUGAGUAUUUGUCUUAUUCUAUAUCUAACAUCUUAAUAUCAUUAAAAAAUUUUUUCCAAAAAAUAGAAUGUUGGUUAUAUGGUUAGUUCAAAUCAAAGUUUAUCAGCUGGUGGACAAUCUACACAAGAACAACAACAAAUGAUUAGAGAUUUUGAUUCUGGAAAAGUAAAAGUUUUGGUAGUAACAUCAGUUGCUGAAGAAGGUGUUAAUAUUGCUGCUUGUAAUUUAAUUAUAAAAUAUAAUAAUGUUGGGUCUGAACGUUCAAUGAUUCAAAGAAGAGGGCGUGCUAGACAAAAGAAUAGUUUAUCAAUUUUGUUAGCUUUGGAUACGGGAGUUGAACAGGCUGAAUAUUUGAAUAUGCAAAAAGAGGCUAUGAUGAUGCGUUGCCUAAUAAAUUUACAAGAAACUAGUGAAACUAAUCUUAAAAAUCAAAUUAAUGCAAAACGUGAAGAACGAAGGAGGAUUGAGGAAAGACAACUUAAAGUUUUGGAAGUUAAACGUUUAAAACUUAAUAAUAGACGUUAUAAACUAAGCUGCCGUUCUUGUAAUAAUUUGAUUUGUAAGAGUACACAUAUCCGUUCUAUUGCUAAUUCUACUUUUGUCGUUUGUGAUCCUACUGUUUGGAAACGUUCAAAAAUUGACGUUCGGGAAAAGCCGACGAAAGACCAUUUAUUCACAAAAUGUGCCAAAUGGUUAUGUGGCCAAUGUGGAAAUCAAGAAUGGGGGGUUAUUGUAAAAUAUUCCAAUUGUUAUUUACCUCAAUUAGCUGCAAAUUUAUUUUCUUUGGAACGUGAAGAUUUACAUGAUCAAUUAGAUGAAAUGCGUAUAGGUGGGGAUAGGGGAAGAACUUGGCAAAAUAUUCAAUCAGAUUAUUUUAAUAUUGCUCCAAUUAAUAUGAGAAAUAUUGUGAGUUUUCUUUCCUCUUUUUGGGUUUUUGGGUAA